This is a messenger RNA of Kwoniella mangroviensis CBS 8507, 1605 nucleotides long. RefSeq lists its product as uncharacterized. Bases 1 to 1605 code for a protein of 534 amino acids. Gene Ontology annotation, molecular function: transmembrane transporter activity. The transcript has 8 exons. NCBI's taxonomy places the organism in Eukaryota, Fungi, Basidiomycota, Tremellomycetes, Tremellales, Cryptococcaceae. The record is from RefSeq and is a predicted model, not a curated record. Gene Ontology annotation, biological process: transmembrane transport. Gene Ontology annotation, cellular component: membrane.
AUGUCGAGCACUUCACAAGACAAAGUUCUCACCCCUUCCACAAAAACAACAUCGACGAACAUCAACAUCCUCGAGACGGGAUGGGGGGAUAUAAGCGACUCCAAUGGAGAGGUUGAUGUCGGGGAUGAUAUCUUGCAUAAUCUGGGAUACGAUUCUCAAUUAAAUCGUACUCGAAGCUUCGGUCACAUAUUUAGUAUGACCGUCACUUGCCUUGCUGUUCCUUAUGGUAUGGGAUCCGCACUGUAUACGAGCAUAAUCGGAGGAGGACCAGCCACGAUGAUUUGGGGUUCCGUCCUGGCUUGUUUCUUCUACUGGAUGCAAGCUUAUUCACUUGGUGAAUUGGCUGCAAGAUUCCCAACCGCCGCCGGACCAUACUAUUGGACGUACCAGACUGCUUCACCAAGAAUGCGGGUCUUUCUGUCAUAUCUGACUGGAUGGAUCAUUCUGACGGGUGUCAUCAUUGUGUCACUAUCGGUCGCCUUCGGCUUGGCCCAACACCUCGUGGCGACUGUCAACAUCACUCAUCCAGAUUACGUAGCGCCGCAGUGGGUAUACAUCUUGAUAUGUUACGCUUUGCUUCUGGUAGCCUCCAGUUCAGUGAUAUUGAAACCCGACUUACUACCGGUACUCGACAAAAUCAAUUUCGUCUGGACAUGGACAUAUCAGCUUGUCUACAUAAUAGUACUAUUGACUACUGCCAAACAAGGCAGAAGGAGUGCAAAAUUCGCUUUCACCCACUAUGAGCCGACAUACUCUGGGUGGGGUCAAGGCUUUACCUUCUUCAUUGGAUUGCUCUCUUCUGCAUUCGCGAAUUGUUCGAUUGGUCUAGUCACAGCGAUGGCUGAAGAGGUGAAGAACCCUUCUCGAAACAUCCCUCGCGCCAUGACUUGGACAAUGCCCUGCUCCAUGAUCUUAUCAUGGGCAUACGCGCUACCAUUGACAUUCACCUUGCCAGACAUGGAUGUUCUGCUAGAGGCUCCGGGCGGAGUCGUUCUGCCCUAUGCCUUCAAGCUCAUCAUUGGAAAUGAUGCCGGCGCUGUAAUCAUGACGCUUGGUAUAAUGGGAAUCGGUUUCUUUUGUCUCAUUGCUAUCAAUACCACAGCCUCACGAAUGUUAUGGUCCUUUUCAAGAGACCACGCUGUGCCAGGUUCGGCUUUAUGGUCUAGGACAACCUCAAAAGGGAAUAUUCCAUUGGCGAUUGGCCAAAGUGUUGCCAUUCAAAGCUUACUAUGUUUGAUCGAUCUUGGCUCGAGAUUAGCAUUCAACUCUUUUGUAUCGGCAGCGAUUCUGGCUUUCAAUUUCGGCUACGCAGUGCCGGUCUUAUGCAACCUCUGCUCUCGCAGACGAGCCAUCAAGACUAUCACAUUUAGCUACUCCAAGCAAAUUGGGAGAUAUUGCAACCUCGGCCAGUUAACCUGGACGUGCCUCGCUGCGGUCUUAUUCAGUAUGCCUGUAGGUCUGCCGGUAGCGGCUGAAUCGAUGAAUUACGCUGCGGUGGUAUUAUUCGGUUUUAUCACCAUCACAACCAUUUGGUAUCUCGUAUACGCGCGAAAGGUGUACAGAGGUCCCCCACAAGUGGCUAGUCAGGUCGAGACUGAUCUAUAA